AUGGAGUCUGAAGACGCACAAAGCCUUGAGCAGUCGAGAUUUUCUGACCCUGCCGAAAACGUCUCAAGUUCUUUGUUCAGUAAAGAAUCAACAGAGGGACUACAAUCCGAGGAAGUGUCCUCAUCGAAGGUUCCUAUCCCGCGACUCGCUCCUCCUAGAACCACUGGCAAUCGUCGCAUCAGGACGGCAUGUGCCGCAUGCAGGGAACAAAAAGCCAAGUGUAGUGAACAUCGCCCAUGCCUUCGCUGCAUCAGCUUUGGCAUCACUUGCACGUCGCUUGAAAGUAAACGCGAGAGUAGGGAAAGGCAAAUCGAAGAACUCGAGCAGCAGGUUGCUCUUUACGAAGAGUUACUGCAACACCUCCGAUCCAGGGUCGAUACUCACGAUGCAGAGCUUAUUACAAAGACAUUGCUUGGAACGAGCCCUAUCACUAGGCCCCCAUCUCCGGAUCUAGUCAGCACGACCCAUUCUACCUCUACCCAACCUUCGUUUGCCGUGGACUAUGUUGAGGAGGACUACCAUCGGAAUCAGCAACUGCACGCGUUCGGCUAUCUAGGGUCGCAUUCUGAAGUCUCAUGGAUACGUGAUUUGAGGAAGGAAAUAGACAGGGCCACCCCUUCGGCGGAGUCGAAGGCAGCUUCACCGGGGAAUGGUUCCAAGGCAUUGACCUCGUAUUUUUCCCGGGCUCAGAAGCUCAAUUUCACGAAUGGCCAGCUCUUCGACCACCCCAACCUGCAGCAGGUGCAGGCCGAAGGGUUGAGCGCCUUUUGGCUCAUGUCUAUGGGACACAUCAACAGGGCGUGGAGAACCUGUGGUCUCUCCGUCAGGUCCGCCAUCGCUUUGGGGAUUAAUCUCCGCAGCGAGAGCAAGGACACGCCGAACUUCUCCAAAGAGCUCCGGUAUCGCGUUUGGUGGUCCAUAUACACGCUGGAGAACACCCUCUCCAUCAUGACUGGGCGUCCCACGAGUGCUGCAGACACGUUCUGCACAACACCUCUCCCGAUUCCCUACGAAGAGGACCAGUUCCAUGGGCCUAUCGCGUCCCAACUUCUCUCGGACUACAGUGUCCGAUAUAGCUAUAUGCAAGCUUUCUCCUCGCGAAGGCACAAACACCCCCCUUCUCAAGUUUCGACAAAACCAGCACCGUCUGUAGGACAUUACUUGGCUUCGACUAUCAACGAGGCCGCACCUAGUAAUUCUCUUUACUUUCUGUAUUUCAUUGACAUAACGAUGAUCAUGCGGCGAGCAAUUGACGUGCUGUAUUCUCCAGGCGGGUCUAGAGAACCCUGGCUGAAGGUCGGCGCAACAAUAAUGGACUUGGUAAGAGACGCAGACGCGUGGAGUAGCAGUCUUCCAGAAGUAUUCCAGUUUAGGCCGAUGCAGAAGUCCAGGUCAUUUGAACGGCAGCGAUGGAGCCUUGCCUUUCGCUUCUAUAGCACCAAGAUCACUAUUUCCCGCCCUUCUCUUUGCCGCACCGACCGGCUUCGCCCCGGUCAAUUCCAAAAUCCCCCGCUGGACCAGCGGAAGAACGCAAAAGUAUGUGUGGAUUCGGCCUGCGAUAUACUAGACCUAUUACCAGACACACCGGACGUGCUCUGGCUGAUCCGGUUAUCGCCCUGGUGGUGUAUCAUCCAUUAUCUGAUGCAGUCCGCAACCAUUUUACUAAUCGAGCUCGAUUUCUGCGUCAAGUUUGACGUCGAAGAAGCCGCUAAAAUCACUCUGCUGGUGGAGAAAGCGAUGGGGUGGCUUCUUGCAAUGGCGGCAGAUAACCUAGCUGCUCAACGAGCAUGGGAGGUCUGCCAUAGCCUCUACUGCUGCAUUUCCCUAACGCCUGUGGACAGCAUGAUGGCCACCCCGUCCGCCUCUACUUCACCGGUACCACCUCAGAGCAAUAUCCUACGAGCGAUGCAAGAUGGGCUGCAACUCACACAGUCGCAUGUGUCUUUGCCGCAGAAUAUAGUUGUACACCCCACACUGCAAACGAUGUAUGAUCAAUUUGUGCCUCGCGAAUCUAGUGGAGCUAUAUCCGAUAAUCCUGGCAAUACCAAUUAUCAGUAG
Molecule: messenger RNA, 2058 nt
Organism: Aspergillus udagawae
Lineage: Eukaryota; Fungi; Ascomycota; Eurotiomycetes; Eurotiales; Aspergillaceae
Product: Zn(II)2Cys6 transcription factor
Exons: 5
Coding region: 1-2058 (685 amino acids)
Biological process (GO): regulation of DNA-templated transcription; DNA-templated transcription
Molecular function (GO): zinc ion binding; DNA-binding transcription factor activity, RNA polymerase II-specific; DNA binding
Source: RefSeq, a predicted model, not a curated record